Lindgomyces ingoldianus is the source of this 1226-nucleotide messenger RNA. RefSeq names its product putative zinc-binding dehydrogenase family oxidoreductase. The coding region runs from base 64 to 1143 and encodes 359 amino acids. NCBI's taxonomy places the organism in Eukaryota, Fungi, Ascomycota, Dothideomycetes, Pleosporales, Lindgomycetaceae. The transcript has a single exon. The record is from RefSeq and is a predicted model, not a curated record. Gene Ontology annotation, molecular function: oxidoreductase activity, acting on NAD(P)H.
CGGCAUUCGAACUUUCGGACUCUUUUUUUUCUGAAAAAUUCUCCACCUGAUCGAUUUAACACAAUGGGAGGCUUACGUCGCACGCAGACUGCCGUUGUGGGGAACGACAAGGGCGGGUUGGAGCUUUCCCACGAAGCUCCAGUACCGGAGGUUAAAAACGACAUUGUUCUCGUCCGGACAAUGGCAGUGUCAGCGAACCCAGUCGAUGCAAAAAUGGUCGGGCCGUACAUGACACCAGGGGCAAUCCUAGGAUGUGACGCCGCUGGAGUUGUCGAAGCCAUCGGACCCGUCGCCGCGCAACACAAGAACAACAUCAAAGUCGGAGACAGGGUGUGUGUUGUGGUCAUGGGCAUGAACCCUCUCGAACCCACCCUAGGAUCCUUUGCAGAGCAUGUUGGCGCUCGUCCCAUCAGCGUGAUCAAGCUUCCCGAUGCUGUCAGCUUUGAGACAGGCGCUGCCCUUGGCACUAGCUUCAUGACUGCUGGUCUGGCUCUUUUCAAGAGCCUCGCUCUUCCAGGUUAUCCGCUUGCACCAAGUGCUACUCCUCUCCCUGUGCUCGUAUAUGGCGGCUCCACGGCAACGGGCACUGCCGCUAUCCAGCUCCUCCGACUAGCCGGUUUCACGCCCGUGGCAACCUGCUCGCCGCAUAACUUCGAUCUUGUCAAGUCCUACGGAGCAGAGGCUGUCUUCGAUUACCGUUCCCCCGACUGUGGAGCCGCGAUCCGCGCACACACUCGCAAUGGGCUGCGCUACGCACUCGACUGCAUCACAACAACAGAAAGCAUGCAGCUCUGCUACGCCUCACUUGGGCGCGCCGGCGGGAGAUACACAGCACUGGACCCAUAUCCACUGGCAGUAGCCGCGACGCGAAAGAUUGUCAAAGCCGAUUGGGUACUAGGGCCGACCAUGAUGGGGACAAAUAUUGGAUGGCCGGCACCUCAUGGCCGACCAGCGGAUCCGGAAGCAUACGAGUUUGCGGUGAAAUGGACAGCGACGGUGCAGGAAUUAUUGAAUAAAGGGCUUAUUCGGGAGCAUCUUCUGUCAGUGCAACAGAGUGGGUUGGAAGGCGUGUUGGAGGGGAUUGAGGCGUUGAGGGCGAAGAAAAUUUCAGGGAAAAAGUUGGUGUAUAUGAUUGUAAAGUAGGUCAUGGGUUAUGUUAGAGAUAUGAAAGACCGCUGCGCUUGCAGGCUGUCGAUCUCGAUAGGAGCUUUGCAACACGUUUCCAA